AUGAUGUCCACCUCUCUUUUCAUCUGUGGCAUCUGGACUGUUGUGACAGGUGCAGCCCAGGUGAUUCACAAGUCAGUUCAAACAGCUAUAGCUGGAGAAAAUGUGACGUUGUACUGUCAGCUGGCUGAAAGCUAUGAUGUCGUUCAGGUUACCUGGCAGAAGGAGCAUGGGAAAGACAAGACCAAUAUAGCUACUUACAGCACAACUCAUGGUCCUAAAGUCCUGGGCAAAUAUCAGAAUCAUGUGCAUAUUUCUCAAAGUGGGCUGAGUGUUUCUACCAUCACUUUUCAUGCUGUUACAGUCAAGGAUGAAGGCUGUUACAGCUGCAUCUUUAACACAUUUCCCUUGGGAUCCAUGCCAGGCAGGACAUGUCUCCAGGUCUAUGCUCUAAAGGAACCCAAGAUUGAUGUGAAACAUACUAGUCCAGACAGCACAGGAAAAGAAAUGCUAAAAAUAAGCUGCUCAGUAACAGGGAGACCAGCUGCAGUGAUCACCUGGAAGGUCCCGGAAUACCUUCAUAUAAAGCCAAUCCAAUAUGUCACUCACCAUCCAAACCAAACAGUGACUGUAGUGAGCAAUUUUACUCACAUGUACUCCAAAGAUCUCUGGAAGAACCCAGUCAGCUGUGUCAUUCAACAUCCAUCUUUAAACAUUACACACGAAUUAACUUUGCCUGAGAAUGGGGUAGAACAAGGUUCUUCCGAUAUGCUCAGGAAAUUUAACGUGUGGACAGUAUUCCUGUACAAGAGAUCAAGUCCCAUUGAAAGCUCUUCCCCAAAAAAACUUUCUGGGUGGAUGAAGAAUCUAUUGAAUGAAACCUUGUUGUGA
Molecule: messenger RNA, 828 nt
Organism: Gekko japonicus
Lineage: Eukaryota; Metazoa; Chordata; Lepidosauria; Squamata; Gekkonidae
Product: OX-2 membrane glycoprotein-like
Exons: 4
Coding region: 1-828 (275 amino acids)
Molecular function (GO): cell-cell adhesion mediator activity
Source: RefSeq, a predicted model, not a curated record